GUAAUAAAUUUCGUCAAAAACUUUAAAGUUGCAACAGAUUACUGAUCUUCUUACCACUGUUACGGACUUACUAAGCUUCAACGUGAUCGUCUCAUCAUGGCAAGGAAUAGAGCAAGCGUUAUUUUCCGACAGCUAUUUGACUUGGAGUCAUUUACCUACACUUACUUACUGGGAUGUCCUAAGACUAGGGUGGCCGUUCUCAUUGACCCUGUCGACACCCAGGUUGAGAGAGACAUAAGAGUAACAAAAGAAUUGGACCUUAAACUUAUUUACGCAAUGAAUACACAUGUCCAUGCUGAUCAUGUGACAGGAACAGGGAUUCUUAAAAAUCUCACUGGCUGCAAAAGUGUGAUCUCUAAAAUCAGUGGAGCUAUGGCUGAUGUGUUUGUUAAUAAUGGUGACCAAAUCAACUUUGGAGAUCAGGUACUCGAGGUGCGCUCCACUCCAGGGCACACAAAUGGUUGUGUGACGUAUGUGGAUCAUACUGGUAGGAUGGCAUUUACUGGUGAUGCCCUUCUGAUAAGAGCUUGUGGAAGAACUGAUUUUCAAGAAGGGAAUCCUGAGACACUGUAUGACUCUGUAAGGAAUCAGAUCCUCUCUUUACCAGAGGACUACAUGUUGUAUCCAGCUCAUGACUAUAAUGGUGUGACAACUACAACUGUUGGAGAGGAGCUAAAGUAUAACCCACGCUUAACCAAAUCUAAGAAAGAGUUUAUGGAAAUCAUGGAACAAUUGGGAUUAACAAGGCCAGCUAGGAUGGAUGAAGCUGUACCUUUAAAUGUCAUGUGUGGCCCAAGCCAACUGGGUGAGUCACGGCAAAGGAUGGACAAGUGACAUUUGAAAACUGUCAUUGGCCAGAACGGUAACCGGUCAAGUCGCCCGAGAGUCAUCUCGCCCGAAGUCAUGUCGCCCGAAACCUGAGUCAUGUUGCCCGAAAUUUUUGUA
This is a messenger RNA of Pocillopora damicornis (cauliflower coral), 945 nucleotides long. RefSeq lists its product as uncharacterized. Gene Ontology annotation, molecular function: sulfur dioxygenase activity. NCBI's taxonomy places the organism in Eukaryota, Metazoa, Cnidaria, Anthozoa, Scleractinia, Pocilloporidae. Gene Ontology annotation, cellular component: mitochondrion. Gene Ontology annotation, biological process: hydrogen sulfide metabolic process; glutathione metabolic process. The record is from RefSeq and is a predicted model, not a curated record.